GCUUAGUAUAAAUACCUCGCAAACCCACACUCGCUUUGUGAUUAGCUGCUCGUCCUCUGUUUCUCUCUUUCUCAAAACACAUUUCAGAACUCUCGCAAAUUUCAUCAAUGGCGUACGAGCGGGUUCUCCUGGGGAUGGGCAAUCCUCUUCUCGACAUUUCAGCUGUCGUUGACGAUGAAUUCUUGACAAAAUAUGACAUCAAGCCGAACAAUGCCAUUCUUGCUGAGGACAAGCACCUGCCCAUGUAUGACGAAAUGGCUUCCAAGUCCAAUGUAGAGUAUAUUGCUGGAGGUGCGACUCAAAAUUCAAUUAGGGUUGCCCAGUGGAUGCUCCAAGUUCCUGAUGCGACUAGUUACAUUGGAUCCAUUGGGAAGGACAAAUUUGGAGAAGAGAUGAAGAAAAAUAGUAAACUUGCUGGUGUUAAUGUACAAUACUAUGAAGAUGACAAGGCUCCAACAGGAACAUGUGCUGUUUGUGUAGUUGGUGGUGAGAGGUCCCUUGUUGCUAACUUAUCAGCUGCAAAUUGUUACAAAUCUGAGCAUUUGAAGCAACCAGAAAACUGGGCUCUGGUGGAAAAGGCAAAAUAUUUCUACAUUGCUGGAUUUUUCCUUACUGUGUCUCCUGAGUCCAUCCAACUGGUUGCUGAACAUGCAGCUGCAAACAAUAAGGUAUUCAUGAUGAAUCUAUCUGCUCCUUUCAUUUGUGAGUUCUUCAAGGAUGUGCAGGAGAAAGCCCUGCCGUACAUGGACUAUGUUUUUGGGAAUGAGACAGAAGCAAGAACCUUUUCAAGGGUUCAUGGCUGGGAGACUGACAAUGUCGAGGAGAUCGCCAUAAAGAUUUCCCAGUUGCCCAAAGCAUCAGGUGCUCACAAGAGGAUUACUGUGAUCACACAAGGUGCAGAUCCUGUUGUGGUUGCUCAGGAUGGGAAGGUGAAAUUGUAUCCUGUGAUCUUGUUGCCUAAGGAGAAUCUGGUUGAUACCAAUGGAGCUGGGGAUGCAUUUGUUGGGGGAUUCUUGUCUCAGCUGGUUCAAGAGAAGCCCAUGGAAGACUGUGUUAGAGCUGGUUGUUAUGCCGCAAAUGUUGUCAUCCAAAGGUCAGGCUGCACAUACCCCGAAAAGCCUGAUUUCCAUUAGGCCCCAUUUCUCAACAGUUCAGCUCCAUGUAGUUCCAUUUGUGGUAGAGUUGGAUUUCAUGCUGAUGUAAUUGUCAGAGCCGGCACUGUUUAUGUCCUAAACCCAUUUAUCUGGUAUAGGAGUUUGUUUGUUUUGAUGUUAAUUUUGUUUGUGAUCCUUGUCACAUAAAGAUGACAUCGAUGGCAAUUUUUUUACAGAACGUAUUUUCCAUAUUAAUAUCAAAAAAGCUGAACAAGUUAUCGCAGUC
Messenger RNA from Prunus persica (peach), 1380 nucleotides. Its product is annotated as adenosine kinase 2. The transcript has 12 exons. Gene Ontology annotation, biological process: purine ribonucleoside salvage. Gene Ontology annotation, cellular component: cytosol; nucleus. NCBI's taxonomy places the organism in Eukaryota, Viridiplantae, Streptophyta, Magnoliopsida, Rosales, Rosaceae. Bases 108 to 1133 code for a protein of 341 amino acids. The record is from RefSeq and is a predicted model, not a curated record. Gene Ontology annotation, molecular function: adenosine kinase activity.